CCUGCCCAUUCUAAGAAAAGUUUCCGCAGAGCCCCAAGCAGCGCGACGAUCACGACAAAAACCAAACAGCAUCGCAUAUCAUGUCAGGACAAGCACGAGGCCGCGGACGAAGCACAUUUCGUGGAGCAGGUGGAGGUGGAGGUCGUGGAGGUGGUGCGCCCCGUGGAAGAGGUAGUGCGCCUCGUGGAAGAGGUGGUGCGCCUCGUGGAAGAGGCGGCGCGCCCGGUGGAAGAGGUGGAAUUCGAGGAAGCGGACGGGGACGAGGACGGGGACGGGGAGGAGCCCCAAAAUUCGACAAUCGGCCCAAAAGAGAACAUGAUUCAAUUGCCGCAGACGAUGCCCCGAGCGACGACUCCGAAGACGACGAUGGAUCCGUGCAGUCAGAUGUCGAAUCAGAAGCCGAGUCGGAAGACGAGAAAACUACAACUACAGUCAAGCCAUAUAAUGCGCUCCUUGAGUCUCUAGUCGCUAGCAAAUCCAGAGAGGACAAACACAAGUCGAAGCGCCGAAAGACUGCUACGGAAGAACUGGUAAUCGAGGAUGUGGACUCAGAUGUGGAUGCUGUGGUGGAAGAGGAGGCAGCGGAAGGCGCGGAGGAAGAAGCGGAGGACGAUAUUGACAGCGAGGACGAGGACACAUCAGAUCCCUUUGAAACACAUUUUGCCAACCCAUCACCCGACUAUCUCAAGAGAGUCGAUUUGGCAAAGAAGGGACAGUGGACAAGUAAUAAGCUACAGAUACCGGGAAUCGGAAGGGCCAUACACACAACGCCUUCCGAAUCCGAACCGUCUACGUCAAGGAAAUUCGAGGGCAUCAAGUCCCUACCUCUCAAGCAGCGCCUAGUCGCUUCGUUCGGAGAAGUCAAUGGGGAGCUGACGCCAAUUCAGAAAGCAUUCUCUCCAUACAUCUUUUCGCACCAAGACGUGCUCUUCGCCGGAAGAACAGUAUCAAAUGCGGACGAGUUACGAAGGCUUUACUGUAUCCACGCAUUGAACCAUGUCUGGAAGACACGGGACCGUGUGAUUAAGGACAAUACGAAGCUCUCUCAUGGCGGUGACAGUGGACUUGAGCUCCGGGAUCAAGGUUUUACACGCCCCAAAAUCCUCUUUAUCCUUCCCACCCGUCACUCUUGUGCGCGGGUGGUGGACACUCUUGUAUCGCUGGUUGGUGCGGAACAGCAGGAAAACAAGAAGCGCUUUACCGAUACCUUCGUAGUCUCCCCAGACGAAGACCGCCUCAAUGAAUCCAAGCCUCUGGACUUCAAGGAACUCUUCAGCGGCAACCACGACGAUCUUUUCCGUGUGGGUGUCAAGUUCACCCGGAAAACCAUCAAAUUCUUCAGCCAGUUUUAUAACUCCGACAUCAUUCUCGCCUCUCCCCUCGGCCUCCGUCUCGCCAUCGGGGAUGAGGGAGACAAGAAGCGGGACUUCGACUUUCUCUCCUCCAUCGAGCUCGUAAUUGUCGAUCAAGCCGAUUCUCUCCUCCAGCAAAAUUGGGACCAUGUCGGGCACGUUUUCCAACACCUCAACCUCAUCCCCACAGAGGCUCACGGCUGUGAUUUUGGCCGCGUCCGUAACUGGUAUCUCGACUCGAAUGCUCGCUACUUCAGGCAGUCGCUCGUCUUCAGCGCCCACGGUUCGCCCGAGCUCAACGCUCUUUUCAACCAGCACAUGACCAACAUCGCCGGUCGUCUGAAAACACAGCCCGAGUACGAGGGUGUGAUCACGGAUCUGGGCGGUCUCCAGGUCAGGCAAACAUUCGUCCGCUAUGAAUCGUCAAACCCGGUAGCAGACCCCAAUGCACGCUUUAAGUUCUUUAAAACGGCGUUUGUUCCUACGAUCACGCGCAAGGUUGCCCAGGGAUCCAACGGAGUGCUCAUCUUUAUCGCUUCGUACUUUGACUUUGUCCGUGUGCGCAACUUCUUCGACACGCUCGAUAUCUCCUUCGGUGCCAUUUCCGAGGAGACACCGGUUGCCGAUGUUUCCAGAGCGCGUUCCCACUUCUUGUCUGGGCGUUUCCCGAUUCUUCUCUAUACCGGCCGUGCGCACCACUUUAGGCGGUACGAGAUCCGUGGAGUGAAGGAAGUGGUGUUCUACAGUUUACCGGAUAAUCAGACGUUUUACCGGGAGGUUGUUGGCGGCUUCUUGACGAGGAGUGUUGGCGAGGGACGUAUUGAGGGCAGCAGAUGCAAGGCUCGCGUCUUGUUCUCCAAGUGGGAUGCUAUGAGGCUCGAGCGUGUGGUUGGCUCGCAGAGGGUCCGGACAAUGUGUAAUGAUGUGAGUGGGGAUACAUUUGAAUUUAUAUAGUGCAAGAGUCUGCUAUCUACCUAUUUGCUUUUGUGUACAUACCAUAUCUAUUGAUACUAGAAGCUUCUCGGCGCUCUUUGUGCACCUCCUUAUUCUCGCUCUGAACUAUGGUUUCUUUUUAUAUUUGGUAGGUUUAUGGGGCAGGCACGAUAUGACCAAGAGGUAUCGGAUGUAUUCUCUGAUCAGAUGGAAUUGGCCAUUUGUAUUAUAUAAAUGAAUUAUGAUUUGUCCGAGAUUGUUGACAGCCUCAGCAAAG
Molecule: messenger RNA, 2562 nt
Organism: Tricharina praecox
Lineage: Eukaryota; Fungi; Ascomycota; Pezizomycetes; Pezizales; Pyronemataceae
Exons: 2
Coding region: 81-2306 (741 amino acids)
Biological process (GO): maturation of SSU-rRNA from tricistronic rRNA transcript (SSU-rRNA, 5.8S rRNA, LSU-rRNA)
Cellular component (GO): small-subunit processome; nucleolus
Molecular function (GO): U3 snoRNA binding; rRNA binding
Source: RefSeq, a predicted model, not a curated record